AUGUCUCUCCGAUGUGGGGUGGUCGUCCGCAGCGUGAGGCCCCAGGCAUUUGGAAAAUAUUUAUGCAAUCCAGUCAGAGCAGUAAGUUCCUUGCCAGAUAAAAAAAAGGAAUUUUUACAAAAUGGACCAGACCUUCAAGAUUUUAUGUCUGGUGAUCUGGCAGACAAGAGCACCUGGGAAGAAUAUAAAGGAAACUUAAAGCGCCAGAAAGGAGAAAGGUUAAGACUACCUCCAUGGCUAAAGACAAAGAUUCCCAUGGGGAAAAAUUAUAAUAAACUGAAAAAUACUUUGCGAAAUUUAAAUCUCCAUACAGUGUGUGAGGAAGCUCGAUGCCCCAAUAUUGGAGAGUGUUGGGGAGGUGGAGAAUAUGCUUCUGCUACAGCCACAAUCAUGUUGAUGGGUGACACAUGUACAAGAGGAUGCAGAUUUUGUUCUGUUAAGACUGCAAGAAAGCCACCACCACUAGAUGCCAAUGAGCCCUACAAUACUGCAAAGGCAAUAGCAGAGUGGGGCCUGGAUUAUGUUGUCCUGACAUCUGUGGAUCGAGAUGAUUUGCCUGAUGGAGGAGCUGAGCACUUUGCAAAGACUGUAUCAUACUUAAAGGAAAGGAAUCCAAAAAUUCUUGUGGAAUGUCUCACUCCUGAUUUCCGAGGAGACCUUAAAGCAAUAGAAAAAGUGGCUCUGUCAGGAUUAGAUGUAUAUGCACAUAAUGUAGAAACAGUUCCAGAAUUACAGAGGAAAGUUCGUGAUCCCAGGGCCAAUUUCGAGCAGUCUCUGCAGGUCCUCAAGCACGCCAAGGAGGUUCAGCCUGAUGUCAUUUCUAAAACGUCUAUCAUGUUGGGUUUAGGCGAGGACGAUGAGCAAGUAUACGCAACAAUGAAAGCACUUCGUGAGGCAGAUGUGGACUGUUUGACGUUAGGACAGUAUAUGCAGCCAACAAAGCGCCACCUUAAGGUGGAAGAAUACAUUACUCCUGAGAAGUUCAAAUACUGGGAAAAAGUAGGAAAUGACCUUGGAUUUCAUUACACGGCAAGUGGCCCUCUGGUGCGCUCCUCAUAUAAAGCAGGUGAAUUUUUCCUGAAAAAUUUAGUGGCAAAAAGAAAAACAAAAGCCCUGUAA
This is a messenger RNA of Pipistrellus nathusii (Nathusius's pipistrelle), 1119 nucleotides long. NCBI's taxonomy places the organism in Eukaryota, Metazoa, Chordata, Mammalia, Chiroptera, Vespertilionidae. The record is from the annotation of a GenBank genome assembly.